GUGUAAUGUGUAUGCCUCUCUCUCCAAGCUAUCCCUGUGGAUGGUUGUAUGUGUGUGCUUUUCUUUCGUGACUUACUCGCGCGCAUAUAUCUAUAUAUACAACAGAGAGUUGAGUACUUAUACGUUGGGUUACGUGUGUGCGCGCGUGUAAACGUGCACGUGCGCACGAGCUUUUAUAAUGUGUCAGUGACUCCCAUGCCCGUGGUAAAAGCAAGCAAAGUAAUUCGUCCUUGCUACGAGUAUCUACUACCUCUACUCUAGGAGUCAGUAUACGUCGCCUAUAGCUUCUAUUUAUACGACGACUAUACGCGUCUCGCACUUUCCUCGUCGGUCUCCUCUCUUUCUCACUACUACCUUCUUGUUUCCUCUCUCAUUCUUCCCCUGAUCGUACUCUCAACCUUUCGCUCCCACCUUCUCCUCUUACAUUGACUCUCAUCGUCCCACCAGUUUUCCCCUUUCGCGUUGGCAUCCCCUCUCUUCGUUUCGAACAGCAGCGUCGCUCUUGUCCCUUUCGCUCGCUCGCUCUUACUCUCUUUCUCCGACUCACUCAUACACAACACACACACAACACGUAUAGAAAACUUGUAGCGAAUUCACCAGGAACGACGUGUUGUGUGUGUGCGUGCGUGUGUGUGUGUGUGUGGUGUCCGGCGGCAACCCACCGACCAACCGAACGGAUCCGAUUCUCCGUUCGGCUUGACUCGCAACAGAAAAGAGAUGGCCGGUGAACGGUGAAUCGUGUCACGCGUCCACCCUUGUACUCUCGUGCAUACUAGCGUAUGCGCGGAAUGUGCCACCGGGAACACAAUGGGUUUAUUGUGUUAGUGAAUAAUAAUAGUAACGCUGUGCGCAGCGUCAGUCCGUCGUUGCUGCCGCCAACGACGGCACUACUACAUUUUACUACACUACUCUACUACUACUACUUACUACUACUACACUUUACUAUUACUACUACUACACUUUACUACUAUUACUACUACUACUACUACUACGUAAAACAGCAGAAGAGGACAAGACAUUUUGUUAGAGGUUCGAAACAGUUCAAGAAGAUACAAGUGUUUAUCUAAGAAAAGAUCUUUUGGAGGAGGAUGCUUGGCAGUUGGGGUUGGGAAGAAGUAUUGGAGUUGGGAGAGGGAACAACACCCCUAUUACAGAACUGUCAUAGAAGAGAAAGUCCAGAUUCGACGCAUCCUGUUCCAGAUAGUCGGGUGCUGAGGUAUGCUCCCAGCCGAUGUCACCCCCCUGCCAGCAUCAAUUCAUCACAGUACAGCUUGCAGCCUCCUCUCGACUGUACAGACUAGCAUCGUGAGGCGGCAAAAAUGCUGACUGCACAUUCUGAGAUGCAUGAGAAACGAGGUCCCUUAGGAGGAGGAGUAGGAGUAGGAGUAGGAGUAGGAGUAGGAAUAGGAGGAGGAGGAGGACUACAACAAUAUGGAGCAGGCGGGGGUGGUGGCACUUCGAUUGAAGAAAAGUGUAUUCAAGAACAACCACCCCCGCCUCCUGCUCCUCCGCAAAGGAAUCCAUCGGAUCCAACAAUUAGCGCUAAAAAACUUCCAAAGAAACGAAAAUUCGAUCCAUCAGAACUCGAAGAAAUGGAUAAGUCUAGUAAUGUAACGAGCAACGUUAGUAAUAUGAUUAAUAUUGCUCAGUUAUGUCAAGUUCAACAUUCAAGUCUGGCUAAUCGACAGUCUCCGCAACCACAAGAAGCGGUGGCGGUGGCGGCGGCGGCGGCGGCAGCGGCGGCAGACUGUUACCAAGUGUCAACACCAUCGGUGGUUGUUUUACCUCCACAGAGUACAGCUGUAGAUUAUUCUUUGAGAGAAGAACCUAUGCGUGCUCGUCCUCGACCUGCUACGGUUGCUAUUGAUCUCAGUGAGUGGCGUGACCAUAGAGUGUUAGCUUUAAGGGAUUCUUAUUAUCGUCCAGGUGUUAUUCGUAAUGUGAUUCAUGGAGAGAUUGUCAUAGAAUUUGAUGGAGACAGAAAGUUGGAGCGUUAUAGUGAUGUUUUAGGUGCCGGAAGGUAUGAUGUGAUAGGUGAUGCUAGCCCUUCCGUAGGGCAAGUGACCUUAGAUGCAAAAGUUUGCAUUAGAUGUCCAACAGUAAAUAGUCAUAUAGAUUCAUUAACUAAAGUGUUUGUGAAAGGGACAGUGUGCAAAAUAUUAACAAAGCCUAAUCGUUUUGUUGUUAAAAUACCAAGAGAAGACGAUCAAAGUGAGAGUUAUGUUGUGAAACGUGCAGAUUUGCGUUUGGUGCAACCACCUUGGUGGGAUGAACUCGAAGAAGGACUGGAAGAUAUUGACUCUAACAGAAUUGAAGCAGUUGAACAUGGUGGAUAUAGAAAUUCAGUGGAAGCUUCAACAGCAGUGCCAAUUUUGCAACUCCAUCAUACUCCUCACCAUGCAUCUCAUAUAUCUACGCAUAAUGAUUCAACUGGUUAUUAUAGAACAACUGGUACUAGUCCACUUAUGGCACUAGGGACUCCUGCACAUUCUGCCAGUACAGCAUUGAGUAAUGGAAGCCGACCAUAUGAUGAACUAGAAAGCGAAGAUGACUUAGAUAGGGAAAAUAUUACAUUUCCUUCAGAUGCAGAUGCAAAAUUAUCAGGAAGUAGUAAACGUAGUAGUAUGCAGAGUAGAGGAAGUACCAGCAGUUUAGUUGAGCAACGCAGUAUAACACCGCGUUCUCAGGCAGCCACACCCAGAUCUCAGGCGGCUACGCCACAUAAGUAUAAAAAGGGUGAUGUAGUGUCUAUGCCCAAUGGAAUAACGAAAAAAUUCAAUGGGAAACAGUGGCGCAGACUUUGUGGUAAAGAAGGAUGUUUUAAAGAAAGUCAAAGGAGAGGAUUUUGUUCUCGACAUCUCAAUCUGAAAGGAUCUUGUCUUAGAGGACCCUCAAAUGCGUUCCCUGGUGGAAAAAUUGAUGGAGAAGAAACAUCAAGAGGUUCUGACACUUCUCCAAAUUAUGGAGAUAGAAGAAUCGCAGGGCGCUUUGAUCAAGAUGAAACAGAAGCUGCUAACAUGCUUGUAUCUUUAGGAAGCUCUAGAUCAGCCACGCCAGCUUUUUCGUCGCCAACAGGUCAAUCUUCCAUAUCACCGUGUAUAAAUCAGUCUCCAGUACCACCGUUAGGCCUUAACCAAAAUAAUGUAUUUAUGCCUAUUUCGAGUCCUGCACAUCACGCAGCACCCUUAAUUUCACCUGGCGCAAAAUGGAAACAUUCUCCUACGCAAUCGAACUUUUUAGUUCAAUAUCAGCAACAAGUUAUUAAACCUGAACCAAAUCGAAUGGUUAGACCAAGUCGGCCAGCACCAACUGCUCCUGUCCCUGCUAGUAUAGGGACGAGUGUAAUAAGAAUCUCUCCAGUGGGUCGUGGAAUGCCUGGACAAAAUUUAACUUUGUCAUGGUCAGAACAAAGCCCACCACCAAGACAUCCGUCAGUCGUAACGUCUAUAGCUCAACAACAGCAAGGAAUUAUAUUACAGCAUGCAUUGACAUCUAGCAACAAUUUUUCCAAUCAUACUGAAGUUCCUGAACAAAAUGCGCAACUUUUGAAACCAUCGUCGCAUUCACCUCAUAUGUCUUUAUCUGCUCCACCAGCGCAAAAUUUGACUCUUUUGCAUAAACAACAAGAACAACCAGUUGAUUAUGCACAGACAACAACACCACAGCCACAAAAUCAGCCAAUUUAUGUGAUGCAACAUCAGCAUGAAAAGAAGUACCUUGUUAUAAAAAAUAAUAUAGAUAUCUCUACGGCAGGACAUAUAGGACAUAUUCAAGAUGAUAAAUAUAGACAAGGUUUAAUGAAUCAUUUGGCACAGCUUCCAGCAUCAUUAAAUCAAAAUCAAUGUCAGUCAUCGCAGACGACUCCUGCUGUGUCCGUCCAUAUUGAUAAACUUUCUGUUUUACAACAAACUAAUAAGAUUGGGAUACAUACAUCCUCGCAUAUGGAUGUACAAAGGAAUACAGUACCAUCUACGAACGUUGUAAUGUCAGGUGCAACAGAAGUUAGUAAUCCAUCAACUCCUACCAGUGUCUUCCAGCAUGUAAUAGUUCAGCCUGGACAUCUAAUACAGAUCCCGAAAACUCAAGCUCCUCCUAGAGAAGAAAAUUCCAAAAAUAACGGAGUCCUAUGUUUCACAGAUGGCAGCCAUGAUGUUCCUUCCGCAUACCAGCCCCAUCCCCCAUCAUUACAGAAUAAUGCAGUGCGCAACUGGAAAAAAGCUUUCUCCUGGCAAACAACAGUUUUGGAUCAAUCAGAGGUGAGUCCUCCACCGUCUGCUCUCAGUCCACCGUUAAGUGCACCACCAAUUCCAAUAAGUAUAAAUACGUCUGGCGAGGAUGGAUCAGUAGCAGCAGCAGCAGCAGCAGCAGCAGCAGCACCAGGUACAGAUCAAAUAACUCCUGCCGAAGAAGAAGAUGAUGAUGUUUUUGAAGCAGAACCGACUACACCAGCUGAAAUAGAAACUAAUGCUGCUGCUAAUAAAAGGCGUAGUCAAUCCCUCAGUGCUUUGCAUUCCAAGGAGCCACAGAGUCCAUUAAAAACAAAGGAUAGAAUACGUCGACCGAUGAAUGCAUUUAUGAUAUUUUCCAAACGACAUCGCGCAGUUGUUCACCAAAGACAUCCUAAUCAAGAUAAUCGCACUGUUUCCAAGAUUUUGGGGGAAUGGUGGUAUGCUUUGGGUCCUGAUGAAAAACAAAAGUAUCAUGAUCUUGCAUCAGAAGUUAAAGAGGCACAUUUCAAAGCACACCCAGAUUGGAAAUGGUGUAGCAAGGAUAGGAGAAAAUCGUCCACGACGAGUUUUAAGGGUAGCGAUUCUAGAGGAAAAUUAAAUAGUACUGGAGAAGAAACAGAUAUGGGACCACCAACGGAAGAUGUACCUUUAACGCCAAGAGGAACAGAUGAGGUGUCGUCUAUUCCUGUUACGACAGUAUACACAGAAGCUCCUACUAUCGAGAUUAUUAAUCAGUCACACGCACCGCAUCGUAUUUUGGACAUACCUUUACAAAUUGACACUACCGAAACUGAAUCGAAACAAGAUGAAGAAGCUAACGGAUCGGAUGAUGACCAAAUGGUUAUUUGCGAAGAUCCUCAACCGGAAAUAGACUUAAAGUGUAAAGAUAAAUUGACUGACAGUGACAAUGAUGCACAAGAGGAAGAUAUGGACAAGAAAUCGUUUAAUCAAUCACAGUUUUCUCCCGUUAGUGGACAGAAAAGGGAUGGGGUUAAUGUUAAACAGGAAAUAACUUGUAGACCUAAACCUAUAAAAGCACGGAUACCAUCAACAAGUAUAGAAACCACAACUAAGUAUCACCAUUCUUCCAUUGAUAAAGGUGGCACAGUUUCAGUUUUAUCAAGCACUUAUCCCUACCACAGUCCAAUAAAUCCAACAGGAGUAUCAGGAUUUCAGCCUACGGGUGGAGCGUUUAUAACCAUGCCAGUGUCACCUAAGGUUAUAAAGCCGGAACCAGUGAAAACUGAACAACAAUAUAGUACUCAAUAUAGCAUGAGUAGUCUCGUCGCAAACAUACAUUCUGAUAAUGGAAGAAAUAAUGUACCUAAAUUUACAGCUGCUCCUGUGUUACAUUCGAUUGGAACGAAACGUAUGAUGGCUCUGUUGAAACAACAGCAGCCGUUGCAGUCUUUAGCCACUACCGCUCAUCCCCUUACUUCUGCUGUCCCUUCUCAACCACCGUUCACUCUUACAUUGCUUGAUAACAAUUUGGUGGCUAUUUCCAAACCACAGCAGGGACCGCAGUACCUUGGCCCUACGACGCCGCAUCCCCGGAUGUAUUGCGGCUUCAAUAUACCUAUCUCUGAUGCCGGAAGCCGCAAUAUAUCUUCGCAAAAUUUGAUCUCGGGUACCAAGGUGGAAGCGCAAAGUGUUAUUGUGAGCAAGCAUUAUCCAGCAGUUUCUACAAACUCUACAACAUCAUCGCCUUAUAGAGGAAUCAGUCAUUCUAUCGCACGUUUGGCAGAAUCGGAUAAAAAUGAGACUCCAAUAGGAGGAUCAAAUCAUGCUCAAUUUUAUGGGAGCAAUAUAAAAAGCGAGCAAGAAAGAAAAGACACAGGAAACAUUCUUCUACCUACUUCAAAUGAUAAAAUUAAACAACCACUUACACCACAUACACCACAUACACCUCAUAGCAGUCAUAUUAAUAAUGAACAUUCAUCAAAUAAGUCGUCGUAUUCCAUAGACGAAGACCCAAAUAAUGAUACAGGAUCAAAUAAAGGUCCUUUUAUGCUGGCUCCGACACCUGCUCAACUUGGAAGAGCACCAUUGCAAAGAAGACAAUUAAUGGCAAUGCCACCCACAACAAGCAGUACAGCAGCAGGAGAGCAUGGGAUUUCAGUAUCUCAACAACGCUCUGACCAAAAUCGACCACAGGGGGGAAAUACUUGUCAUCAAUCUUCCGAAUCGAUGCAGCAACAAAAUAUAGCUGAAAAUCGUACGUCUCCAUCCCCUUCAACUAAAAAAGGCUCCUUCUUCAAGAAAAAUGUCGAAGAUGGUAUGGAUAGGGUUCUUGAACAAGUCAAUUUUCAAGAGAAAUUUUCGUCGUUACCAGAAUUUAAACCAGAAGAUAUACAGAGCCCAAGUGCAAUCACUAUUAAUACUCCAGGUUCUUCUGGAUUACAUUCAUCAAAUUUACAGGCAUCGAUGCAAGGUUAUAGAAAGAAAUCUCAAGGAGGUCAUAGAGUAAACGAAGAAGAUAUAGAUUCUGACGCAUCAGUGUCCGCUACGCCAAAAUCAACUUCUAGUGUCAAAUUGACAGGAACUACGUUCUUUGGUCCAGAUUUCAAUAUCGACGCAUACAGACUUAAUACAGACAUAGCAGGAGAAGUAGAAGAUACUUCACCGCGCACACCAAAAACGCCCGUAGGAGGUGUAGGAAAUGCAACAGUAGGAGGAGGAGGAGGAGGAGGAGGAGGAGGUGGAGGUAUUGGUAGAAAUGAGAAUGAUCGUGGUCAUAGGAAAGUAUUGGAACAUCGGAGAAAUCUCGUCAUGGAAUUAUUUCGAAUACAUGGAUAUUUUCCUUCAACGCAUGCUACCUCUACCUUUCAAGCUAAAUAUGCUGAUGUAUUUCCUAGUAAGAUGAGUUUACAAUUGAAAAUAAGAGAGGUCAGACAAAAAUUGAAAGCUAAUUCUACUCCGAUGAGUGCUAACAGUUUAGUUAGUCCGCUGCCUGUUUCUGAAUCCUCGCCUAACGUGACUGGACCAUUGACUGCUCCUCCUACGUCGAUGGGAGCACCACAUUCACUGCCUGUAAGCAGUAGUGGUAGCUAGCGCCCACGUGCCAACUGUGAUACUGUGCAUCCCAUUACUACUCCACAACACGAGUAUAUCAUUAUACUUUGAAGAUACAAGUAGCAAGCGAUGGCUGCUUAAUUAAAUCGCUAUUAUAUACCAUUUCUUCGAAAUAUGUAA
This is a messenger RNA of Polistes dominula (European paper wasp), 7421 nucleotides long. RefSeq names its product Putative transcription factor capicua (gene cic). Lineage: Eukaryota; Metazoa; Arthropoda; Insecta; Hymenoptera; Vespidae. The record is from RefSeq and is a predicted model, not a curated record. Gene Ontology annotation, cellular component: nucleus. Gene Ontology annotation, molecular function: RNA polymerase II transcription regulatory region sequence-specific DNA binding; DNA-binding transcription factor activity, RNA polymerase II-specific. Gene Ontology annotation, biological process: regulation of transcription by RNA polymerase II.